AUAUAAAAAGAUUCCUUUCCUUAAGCUGUUUACCACGUUGCCAUGUAGAGAAGCUCAAGAACACAGAGUGUAAUCAAUUCCACCCCUCACAUCUCGCUACCCGUUGCUUCUUCCAUUUAUUGCGAUAGGUUUGCAUUUAUUAAGAUUCAGAGGAAUCCCAUUACCCAUUUGCUUUAAUUACGACAGGUUUCCCUUUGGGUCUCUUUUAGGGUUUUUAUCCAAGGAAUCAUUGCUUUCAGUAAUCUCUUUACGCUCUGUAACUUUCUCCUUUGAUUUCGAGUCUGAUGAAUGUGUGUGUGUGUGUUGUUGUUUUGAAUUUUGUAUCCUUCUGUAUUAAGGAAACUGGAAACCCUUUUUGUGAGAGUUGGUUCUCUUAUAACUUUGCGUUUGUGUAGUUUGAAUCAAAGGUUUUGAUUCUGAAAAUGCUUCAAAAUUGAGUGCUUUUGCUUUAUUGAAUCUAGGGUUCCGACCUUUUUUUUGUGCUUUUGGGGGAGAAGUUAGAUGGGAUGAACUCAUAAACUCACAAUCAAACAAAAUCACUCGAAACACAUUCUUCUUCUCGAUCGUUUUUUUUUUUCAAAAAUUGUGCCCCUUCAAUGCAUAUUUCACUGUGGAAACCCAUUAUAUCUCAUUGUGCUUCUCUAAUUUCCGACAAAAAGAGCAGAAGGAAAUAUGGGUCUGAUCACACCGAUGAAGAAAUUAAACGAAACCCAUCUGUUCUUCGAAAAUUGCAGGAGAAUAAGCUUCGAGAAGCGCUUGAACAAGCUUCUGAAGAUGGGUGUCUUGUUAAAUCCCAAAAUAUGGAUUUCUCCGAGCCAAUCGAUAAAGAAGAAAAGGGUUUGGGAAGAUCGAGAUCACUCGCUAGGCUACAAGCUCAAAAGGAAUUUCUAAAAGCAACUUCGUUAGCUGCAGAUAGAACAUUUGAAGACGAAGAUUCAAUUCCUGAAUUCGAUGAAGCUUUCUCAAAGUUCCUGACAAUGUACCCGAAGUACAAAUCAUCUGAGAAAAUCGAUCAGUUGAGGGUAAACGAGUACUCACAUUUGACAGAUACAAUAUCAAAGGUAUGUCUCGAUUACUGUGGAUUUGGGUUGUUUUCGUUUCUUCAAACUGUUAACUACUGGGAAUCUUCCACAAUCACUCUAUCUGAAAUCACUGCACAUUUGAGCAAUCAUGCUCUAUACGGUGGUGGAGAAAAAGGAACUGUCGAAUACGAUAUAAAAACCAGAAUCAUGGAUUAUUUAAACAUCCCGGAGAACGAAUAUGGCCUUGUGUUCACAGUUAGCAGAGGUUCAGCGUUCAAACUUCUAGCAGAAUCAUACCCAUUUCACACCAACAAAAAGCUUCUAACAAUGUUCGAUCAUGAAAGCCAAUCUGUAAAUUGGAUGGCUCAAAGCGCGAAAGAAAAAGGUGCAAAGGUUCAUAGCGCAUGGUUCAAAUGGCCGACAUUGAAGCCAUGUUCAACCCAUCUCAGAAAACAAAUCGUCAACAAAAAAAGAAGGAAGAAAGAUUCAUCCACUGGUCUCUUCGUUUUUCCUGUUCAAUCUCGAGUCACCGGAGCUAAAUACUCGUAUCAAUGGAUGGCGUUAGCUCAACAAAACAACUGGCAUGUUUUACUUGACGCUGGAGCUUUGGGUCCGAAAGAUAUGGAUUCUCUAGGGUUAUCACUAUUUCGACCCGAUUUCAUCAUCACUUCUUUUUACAGAGUUUUCGGGUACGACCCGACUGGAUUCGGGUGUCUUCUCAUCAAGAAAUCAGUCAUCGGAAGUCUUCAAAAUCCGGCAGGACACGCCGGAUCUGGGAUAGUCAAGAUCAGUCCGGUGUUUCCUUUAUAUUUGAGCGACUCCAUUGAUAUAACUCCAGGGUUGUCUGGUAUCAUCGGAGAAGAUGAAGUCGCCGGAAAAAGUGAAUGCUUACCUGAAACUCACGCCGGAGCUCUCCUACCUGCUUUUUCCGGCGCGUACACUCCUUCUCAGGUAAGAGACGUAUUCGAAACCGAAAUGGAUCUGGAUCAUGAUCAUGAACAUGGUAAUAGCCCUAUUUUUGAAAGCUUUUCUGUUGGUGAAGUUAUGAAAAGCCCUAUUUUUAGUGAAGACGAAUCAUCUGAAAAUUCAAUGUGGAUUGAUUUGGGCCAAAGCCCAUUGGGCUCACAAUCCGAAAUCAUAAACUCCCCUUUACCUCCUCCUGUUUUAUCAUUCGAUGCAGCAGUUCAUAACGUGAAAAAAACCGAGAAUUUUCAAGAAAAAAUUCACGAAAAUGGAAGAAAACCCGAUUGUGGGGAGAUUCAAGAAGAACCCGAAACAAAAAAACCGAAAGAAAGCGCAAUCAUAACAAGAGAAACAGAAAACGAAUUCAGGUUAUUAGGAAGAUUCGAAACGAGUAAAAGGGUAUCAUUUGGAUUCGAAGACAACAACAACAAUGAAUUGAGUAAAGAUUUUGAAGAAUAUUUUGAAGAUCAAGAAUCAGAAAGAAGGGAACCCGAAAUAAGUUGUAGGCAUCUUGAUCAUGUGAACAUGUCGGGUUUAAACAAGACGACUUUUAGGCUUCGGUUUUUGGUGAAUUGGCUUGUGACUUCUUUACUUCAAUUGAGAUUAUCAUCAAAUGGGGAAAAGGAAAAAGAUAAAGGUGAUUCUGUUCCACUUGUUCAUAUUUAUGGUCCUAAAAUUAAGUAUGAAAGAGGUGGAUCAGUGGCAUUUAAUGUUAGGGACAGAAAUGGAGGAUUAAUUAGUCCAGAAAUUGUUCAAAAGUUAGCGGAAUCAAAUGGGAUUUCUCUUGGGAUUGGGAUUCUUUGUCAUGCGAGGGUUAUACAAAGCAAUAAACAGAAUCUUGCAAUUGAUACGAGUGUUUGUAAGCCGAUGAAUGAUGGUGGUGGUGGUGGAGGUGGCGGCGGCAGUGGUGGUGGUGGGUUUGUUAGGGCGGAGGUGGUGACUGCUUCACUUGGGUUUUUGACGAAUUUCGAAGAUGUGUAUAAAUUGUGGGUGUUUGUGGCAAAGUUUCUUGAUCCAUGUUUUGUUGGAGAAUAUGAAGGUGGAGGAAAGGAAAUUGGGUGAGUUUUUGUAUUGUGGUAAUUUUUUUUUUGGGGGGGUUUUAUAUGGAGAUAGAUGAUGACCAUAUGGGGUGGAUUUGAAUCUAGUGCAAGUGUUUGUAUUUUAUGAAAUCUUGCUUUUGAUUUGAGAAGUUUAUGGUUUAGUAUGUUGGAAGCUUUGGUGUUUUUUCAAUAUAUGUUAUUGUUGAUCUUCUUUA
Messenger RNA from Lactuca sativa (garden lettuce), 3240 nucleotides. RefSeq lists its product as uncharacterized. Lineage: Eukaryota; Viridiplantae; Streptophyta; Magnoliopsida; Asterales; Asteraceae. The record is from RefSeq and is a predicted model, not a curated record.